Molecule: messenger RNA, 1038 nt
Organism: Drosophila elegans
Lineage: Eukaryota; Metazoa; Arthropoda; Insecta; Diptera; Drosophilidae
Gene: scu
Product: 3-hydroxyacyl-CoA dehydrogenase type-2
Exons: 2
Coding region: 121-888 (255 amino acids)
Biological process (GO): fatty acid metabolic process; androgen metabolic process; estrogen metabolic process
Cellular component (GO): mitochondrion
Molecular function (GO): estradiol 17-beta-dehydrogenase [NAD(P)+] activity
Source: RefSeq, a predicted model, not a curated record
UCAACGGCCAGGCCACGGUCACACUGCUCCGGUUUCGAAUCUGUUAACCAGUUUUUGUUAAAAGCUUACUUAAGUAAUUGGUAAUCACCGCUUUUCGCAGCCACAACACAACUCGGCAGAAUGAUCAAGAACGCAGUAUCCCUGGUGACCGGAGGAGCCUCUGGACUGGGUCGCGCCACCGCCGAACGGCUGGCCAGGCAGGGCGCCAGCGUGGUCCUGGCCGAUCUGCCCUCGUCCAAGGGCAACGAGGUGGCCAAGGAGCUGGGCGACAAGGUGGUCUUUGUGCCCGUGGACGUGACCUCCGAGAAGGAUGUGAGCGCCGCCCUGCAGACGGCCAAGGACAAGUUCGGUCGGCUGGAUCUGACGGUGAACUGUGCGGGCACCGCAACGGCGGUCAAGACCUACAACUUCAACAAGAACGCGGCCCACCGGCUGGAGGACUUCCAGCGGGUGAUCAACAUCAAUACGGUGGGCACGUUCAAUGUGAUUCGCCUGUCGGCCGGUUUGAUGGGUGCCAACGAGCCGAACCAGGAUGGACAGCGUGGUGUGAUCGUGAACACCGCCUCGGUGGCGGCCUUCGAUGGCCAGAUCGGACAGGCGGCCUACUCCGCCUCCAAGGCGGCCGUGGUGGGCAUGACCCUGCCCAUUGCCCGCGACCUGAGCACCCAGGGCAUCCGGAUCUGUACGAUUGCACCGGGUCUGUUCAAUACCCCCAUGCUGGCUGCGCUGCCGGAGAAGGUGCGCACCUUCCUGGCCAAGUCCAUACCGUUCCCACAGCGACUGGGCGAGCCCAGUGAGUACGCCCACCUGGUGCAGGCCAUCUUCGAGAACCCGCUGCUCAACGGCGAGGUCAUCCGCAUCGAUGGCGCCCUGCGCAUGCAGCCCUAAAUCUUCCCAUUGAGAAGCAUCAUCCAGCAGUGGCUCGAUCAGUUUGCAUUUAUCUAUUGUCUAGUGGUUAAGCUGAAAAGUUCUAUUACCUGUACCGAAAUUAUGUAAUAUUUGCUAUUAAAAACACACACCCACAUCUCACAAUUCAAA